AUAAGAAGAUAUCGUACAGCCUUUUCUAGAGAACAACUCAGUCGACUGGAGAAGGAAUUCCUUAAAGAGAAUUAUGUUUCCCGACCAAAACGAUGUGAACUUGCAGCAUCAUUGAAUCUCUCUGAGAGUACCAUUAAGGUGUGGUUUCAGAAUCGUCGAAUGAAAGAUAAAAGACAACGA
Molecule: messenger RNA, 180 nt
Organism: Lottia gigantea (owl limpet)
Lineage: Eukaryota; Metazoa; Mollusca; Gastropoda; Lottiidae
Exons: 2
Biological process (GO): regulation of transcription by RNA polymerase II
Cellular component (GO): nucleus
Molecular function (GO): RNA polymerase II cis-regulatory region sequence-specific DNA binding; DNA-binding transcription factor activity, RNA polymerase II-specific
Source: RefSeq, a predicted model, not a curated record